Messenger RNA from Zingiber officinale, 474 nucleotides. Its product is annotated as cyclic dof factor 4-like. The transcript has a single exon. Gene Ontology annotation, molecular function: DNA-binding transcription factor activity; DNA binding. The record is from RefSeq and is a predicted model, not a curated record. The coding region runs from base 1 to 474 and encodes 157 amino acids. Gene Ontology annotation, biological process: regulation of DNA-templated transcription. Lineage: Eukaryota; Viridiplantae; Streptophyta; Magnoliopsida; Zingiberales; Zingiberaceae.
AUGGCGGAGGAGAUGCCGCCGCCGCAAGCUCAGCCAAGUUUCAAGCUUUUCGGCACAGUGAUAGGAAAGAGGGACAGAGAAGUCGACCAGCAGCAACAGGAAGAGGCGGAGGAGGAAGAGGAAGGGGCGCAUACGGCGACAGGGACGGCGGCGUUGGUGGCAGCAGUGUCGGCGAGGGAGGAGGCGCUGCCGUGCCCGCGGUGCAAGAGCCGGGAGACCAAGUUCUGCUACUUCAACAACUACAACGUCAACCAGCCGCGGCACUUUUGCAAGGCCUGCCACCGCUACUGGACCGCCGGCGGCGCCCUCCGCAACGUCCCCGUCGGCGCUGGCCGCCGCAGGGGACGUCCCAUCCACCGCUCCUCCAUGGCCGCCGCAUCCGGGUGCGUAGGAGUCGCCGCCGAGAGGUGGAUCCUGCGGCAGGACGCGCCGGCCAGGAUCGGUCGCGGGAUCGACGGCGCCGCUCUCCGUUGA